GCGGGCGGGCGGAGCCUCGGUGUCCCCGGCAUUAGCUACAGAAGAAGAACUGCGUUUUGUCCGGGAAGAAACCACCACUCAGACAGCAGCUGCAGUGUUAAGAAGAGACGAAGAUGCCAGUGGACUGAAGACUUAGGCCAGGAGGUCACCAUGGAAACGUGACGUUUGACACUGACACGUUUUAUCUGAUGUGAUGAGAUGACUCUGAACUGUAGUGACAGUUAGUUACUUUCAGUAAUGGAGUUCCCCCAGCAUUCCAAGCAGCUGCUGUCAGCUCUGCGUUCCCAGCGCCAGCGGGGGUUCCUCUGUGACUGCAGUGUCUUGGUGGGCUCAUCCCAUUUCCUGGCUCACAGGGCUGUUUUGGCCUCCUGCUCGCCUUUCUUCCACAUGUUCUACUCCGACCCUCAAGGGGUCAUUGAUGGAAAUGGCACCAGCAGCUCUGUCACACUUGACAGCGACAUUGUCACGGCGGCUGCAUUUGGCUUGCUCUUGGACUUUGUCUAUGAAGGCGUGCUGCAGCUGGGCGAGUCUCCGCCAGUGGAGGACAUAUUGGCGGCUGCAAGCUUUCUGCACAUGAACGAGGUGGUGAGAGUCUGCAAGAGACGGCUGCAGAGACGGGGGCCUCUUGCUGAGGCAGACAGCACUCGCUCCGAAGAGAGCGCUGGUGCCAGGAGGGCAAUAGAGACAGGGAGGGAGGGUGGGGGUGACUGUGGAGCUGAGCCGGUGGAGGCCAUGGCAGGAGAUCACUUAAAUCCAGUUGCCAUAGAAGCAACGUUCUCAUCAGUAUCUAGAAUGGCAGAGAGGAGUCAGUUGGAGUCUGUAAAGUCUGAGGGGAGGAUUGGUGGGGGGUCAUCAGAAGCACGAGUUCAGACUCCUCUGAGCCCUGACCUCGCUGAUACCACACAGCCAGGCAUGGACACCCCUCUGCUGCCUCCAGGCGGAGAGCUGGUGCAGGGCCUCAUCACAGGCCGCUCUGCCCCAGCCUCAGGAGGUAGCGCCAGGUUGGGGACUGGAGGUUGUGGAGAGGGGUCAGCACUCUGCAGCCCUUGCAGCACCACUGAAACAUACAGGUGCAGCCAAAGCAAUAACCAGCAGCCCUCCUCGUCUUCUUCCUCCCGGGUGCCAUUGAGCCAGGCUAGUGGUCGGUCAGUGGUUACUUAUUCCCAGUCAGGAUCCAGCUUCUGCUCCAGCCCCCAACAUUGUGUACCCCGACUGCCAUGCGAUGACUCUGUAAGGAAACCUUCAGAGUCUGACCACAGAGGUACAUUAGGCGGAGGACAACAGAUGGUCAUGUUAAUCCAAGCAUCAGCACUAACCUCUUCCAACCCAACACACUGCCCACCACAGCGUGCACUUCCUCAGAUUCAAAUCCAGAGUGCUGUGUCACUCCAAAGCUUAGACUUCCACUCUACUCCUGAGACCCAAAGUCUUACGAGACCUGAGGGGAAUAUGGGAGCUUCACCCACCAUCAGAAAUGAAAGCUCUUACCGUCUCACGGGCAGAAUGAGGACAGAUAACAAUGAUGGAGAGAAAGUAACAGUCAAAGUGGAGGCCAUUGUUAUAUCCGACGAAGAGCUAGAGGAGGAGAAAGAGGAAAGCAAAGUGAGAGAACCAGUGAAUGAAGUAGACAAUGAGUUUGAAGAAGAAGAGCUGCACAGCCCUCAGUUUCUCUCCUCCCACCCACAGGGCCUCUUACAAAUGACCUCCCAUUCAAAUGACUACUCCUUCCCCCUCUCUCCCUCCUCUUCCUCCUCCGGUGCUGGCCCUUCCUCCCAGGACACUUCCUCCUUCGCCCUCAUUCCUCCGUCUACAGCUCAGCAGCAUUCGGACCCUUCUGCCUACUUCCAGGACUUCCAGGACUCUAUGGGGAACUUUGUGGAGGACGUUCCCACGUGUGGAGUCUGUGGAAAGACUUUCUCAUGUACAUACACACUAAGGCGCCACGCCAUUGUGCACACACGGGAACGUCCUUAUGAGUGUCGCUACUGCUACCGGAGCUACACGCAGUCAGGCGACCUGUACAGACACAUACGCAAAGCUCAUGACCACACGCUGCCAGCUAAACGCAGCAAGACAGACGUUGAGCCCUCCCUGCCUCCACAACCACCACUGCCACCACCACCUCCACCACCUCCACCUCUUAGCUAACACACACACUUUUGUAUUUCUAUACAU
Molecule: messenger RNA, 2175 nt
Organism: Etheostoma cragini (Arkansas darter)
Lineage: Eukaryota; Metazoa; Chordata; Actinopteri; Perciformes; Percidae
Gene: zbtb3
Product: zinc finger and BTB domain containing 3
Exons: 4
Coding region: 238-2148 (636 amino acids)
Biological process (GO): regulation of transcription by RNA polymerase II
Cellular component (GO): nucleus
Molecular function (GO): protein binding; DNA-binding transcription factor activity, RNA polymerase II-specific; RNA polymerase II cis-regulatory region sequence-specific DNA binding
Source: RefSeq, a predicted model, not a curated record